Messenger RNA from Menidia menidia (Atlantic silverside), 2157 nucleotides. NCBI's taxonomy places the organism in Eukaryota, Metazoa, Chordata, Actinopteri, Atheriniformes, Atherinopsidae. The record is from the annotation of a GenBank genome assembly.
GGAGCCAAAAUGGUCCAAACACAAUGCAGCAUACAGCGACACGUUGAGCAUUUUCCACAGUAGACAUGUUAGCUUCCUGUAUGUCAAUAAAUUAAAAACACAACUGGUUUAACGUCGCUGAUAACUUCUCCAUUAUGGUCGCUGUUGAGUCAGACUCAUUGACUCUUUUUCGAAUAAGAGGUCCGCUGGAGUUGAGAUGUCAGGUCGACAGCACAGAUGUUGUGCUUAUGCGAAAGGUGAUCUCAAGAACGUUUGAGAGCCUUCGCUCACAGGUGAAAUCGGAAUCCUGUGUCUUCGCUGUCUGCAACAGUCCUGUUUUUAUAUGGCCAAAUAAAGGUGUCUAUGGAGAAGUGACCCCAGAUACACCGUCUGAAGAAGCACAUCAGUGGAUCCAAGUAGAUGAACCAGACAGCAGUGGCAAGCGAUCAGCAAAGAAGAGAGGCAGAAAAGGUCUGACAGCGAAUGUCAUAAACCUCGACCUGAUGAUGGAGGUGACGAAGCAAUGCCCUCUGUCAGCCCCGAUCCUCCGGAAAACGAUACAGAAGUCCAACUUCCUGACCGCUUCUCUUCCCAUGGACUGUGUUUUGCGUGCCAGGAGCAACGACACAAUCAGAGACACCUGCACACGACUGCUGGAGGCGCUCACUGACCAGUUGUGUGAGAUGGAAAAGGUGACCCUGCAGCACAUGACGGGCACAAAGGUGCUCGUCCCCGAGCCUCUCCACUUUUCUCUCCCAGAGCCAAAAGGGCUGGUGACAGUGGUUUUUCCCGCAGGAGUGUCUGACGAACAAUUAAAGACGCAACGAAAAGAGCUGCAUGAGCGGUUGGAGCUGCCAGACGACAGGCCUUACUUUAGAAGAGCCAAUGCAUACCACUUUCCCAACGAGUCUUACAAAGACGGAUACCUCAGAAACCCUCACAUGACCCUGGCACAUCCUACGCUGGAAAACGGGAAGGUGUAUUUGGUCCAGGGGAUCUACAGCUACCACCACUACAUGCAGGACCGCGUAGAUGACAACGGCUGGGGCUGUGCCUAUCGCUCUCUGCAGACCAUCUGUUCCUGGUUUCAGCAGCAGGGUUACGUGGAGCACUCCGUGCCCACUCACAGGGAGAUCCAACAGGCAUUAGUAGAUGUUGGAGACAAGCAGGGUUCCUUCGUGGGGUCACGUCAGUGGAUCGGAUCCAUUGAGGUUCAGGCCGUUCUGAGUCAUCUGCUUGACGUCACCUCUAAGAUCAUGUUUGUCAGUCAGGGAUCUGAGUUGGCAUCCAAAGGCAGAGAAUUGGCAAACCACUUUGUGACUGAAGGGACUCCCAUCAUGAUUGGAGGGGGAGUUUUGGCUCACACUAUUCUGGGCGUGGCGUGGAGUGAGACCACAGGACAGAUCCGCUAUCUCAUUCUAGAUCCACAUUACACAGGAGCAGAAGACCUCCAGGUCAUCACAGACAAGGGCUGGUGUGGCUGGAAAGGACCUGAUUUCUGGGAUCAAACGGCAUAUUAUAACCUUUGUUUGCCUCAGAGACCAAGGAUUUUCUGAGCAGUUUGAGACUUUCAGGCGGACACAACAAAACAUUGAGAAAAUGUGGAUUUUGGGGAUUUUGCCAAACAAGGACUGACACAAAUAGAGAUGGGCAUAUUUGUGUUGAAUAUGAUAUUGUAAUAAUCAAGUGGACAAUAUUUAAAAUUCUCAUUAAACUUUGAAGAGUAAUAUGAAUGGAUGGAGUUUUGUCAGUGAGUUUUAUGAGACACAAUAGAGACUUCUCCAGAGGUGGAACACCCUGCCUGAAAGAAGAGCUCUAAGGGCUGCAGUGUAGUCUUUUUUUUCAUAACAUCAGUAUUUUAUAGUAAGAACCAACUUUUCUUCAAUCUUAACUGAUUAUUUAAGUAUUUCUCUAAUUCUUUAACAUUAGCAACCAACCCUGAUUAACACUAGAUCCACAGCAGGAAAUUGGUUCAGACUUGUUCUCUUUUUGGAUGCACCAUGGUGUCUGUUGCUCUGGUUUUAGGAUAGGCACAAUUAGGUCAAAUUAAAUAAAUGUGAGAUGCUUUAAAUGUUUUGACGAAUUAAAUGUAAUAUUAAUAUUAAAUCACUACAAUUAUCAAUUAUGAUAUCGACAAAAAUGUAAUGCAACUGUAAACAUUCAUAUUUUUCUUCUCAA